AUGGAUACCUACAUCAACAACCGCUCGCGCCUCACUGCUAUUGCAGCAGCACCGAAGAAGACAGUCUCCAAGGCUGACAAGAAGACUUGCACCAAGGAUGAGCCUGUCAUCCGUAAGCUUGGCGCAAGCGCCGACUUCUCCAUCACCAUCAGCGGAAUCACUCGCAACGAGAUGCGAGAGCGCGGAAAGUAUUACACCAAGUCGAUGAAGCUCCCAGGAAACAUCGAUCUGUACAACACUCCAACCUACUCCGUUGUUAAGGAUCUCACUCAGAACAUGUCUGUCCAAGCUCGGAAGGCAGAGAUCAUGGAUUCCAAAUAUUGGGAAAUCAUCGUCGACGUCCAGAGUCUGAGUUCCGGCCCUAGCGACCCAUCCAUCCUCCACAAGGUCCAGGAGCUCACUCCUCUCCUCAACGAGAUUCAGAAGCUGAUCGUCAAGAUCACCUUGCCAUCCAACUUCAUCACCACGAAGGCUGACUACAUGAACUCACCAACUCGGCGCUUCCUGAACCGGCUCGUGCGACAACUUCGAGCCUGCAGAUCGAUGAAGUGGAUGCGCAUCGUCCUCGUUCUUCCCAAAGGCCACCCGGGCUUUGAGAGCAAUAGCCCAACUCCCGCUUUCCCUGCGUAUUACGUGAUUCCGUUCUACGCACUGCGUUUUAGGAGUUGGCGUAUCCAGUACCAGGGACUUGGACAGCACACCAAGUUUUUGAACGACUUUCAUGUCUCUGAGGUGGAUGAUAGGAACAACGAUUUCUGGGCUCCGAGUGCUUAG
Molecule: messenger RNA, 774 nt
Organism: Mollisia scopiformis
Lineage: Eukaryota; Fungi; Ascomycota; Leotiomycetes; Helotiales; Mollisiaceae
Exons: 1
Coding region: 1-774 (257 amino acids)
Source: RefSeq, a predicted model, not a curated record